CAUUCCCACUUGAGCCGUGGCAAGUGCAAGUCUGACUCCAUCCUGCGCCACGACUAGUGCCCCUGCAGAUAUAUAAGACCCUGCUGUGCCAUCAUUGUGGACAUCUCAGUACGUCUAAUCCCCCACAGUCCUUCGUGUCCCCUACCCGCUGUAAACCGCCGCGGCAGCCAAACGAAACGAGCCAUCUCCUGCCCCACCUUUCGGUUCUGACAAGCAUACGCAGAAGGUCAUCCGAUUUACAUCCGGUUGAACGACCAAAAUAUGUCACAAACAGAAGCGUUGCAAGUCUUGCCUGAUGUCCUGGGCCCAGCGGCUCAUGACAAGAUCGAUCAGCGACUCUGGGAGUACGUCAAAAGAUGGCGUAAAAUCGGAGAUAAUGCUGGUGUGGCUGCAAUGCUAUUAAAGAUGAAUCCCGACGAUCUGCAGGAGCACGAGGGUACUCUUGGCGUUGUCCUGUUUCAUGCUCUCCGGGCGCAGAGCGACCGCGAAAGUCAGAUUCGGAAAGAAUAUUCGGAUGCAUUGACCUGUCAGGAUGUAUUCUCAGGACCUCAUGCCGAGGAAAUCUUGCAGAUGAUGAAAACCUGCGCUGAGAACGGCAGUUUUGCAGCCAUCCGUAACCUCAGUCUAUUCAGAAUACCCAUUGCUACUGAGGAAACCAACUUUGAUGCAGCUCAAAGUGAAGCAACGGUAUCGGCAUGGUCAAGAACAUUCUAUGGCACCGCUCAUCAAACACUGUACAACAGCAUCGAGAGGAUGAACUCUUCUCGCGUCCCGGAGCAAUUGUACUCCAACUAUGUUUCUAUUGUCCAAAGCUCUGGUACCGGAAAAUCACGCACGGUCGACGAAAUGGCUCGCUUGGUGUUCACAUUUCCCUUCAAUCUCCGUGCGGAAGGCGACUCAGGCUAUGCAUAUCCUGUCGCAGAUUCCAAAAUCCGUGAUUUUCUGCUUGAAGAGGGUUCCAAGGAGAACUUUGAUUCUAUAGUAGCUGCUUAUCUAAUCUUUUUCAAGCAUCUAUUCGAAGCGACUACACAAACGCUAUCUACUGUUGGGAGCUCUAUUGAAGACCAGACGGCGGGAAUUCGAAGUAACGCACCACUAGCCGAAGAAUGGAGAGCGCAUCUUGCAGAGGGUGAUACGAGAAAGCAAUUCUAUGAGAAAACGGUAAAAUAUGUCAGACGGUUGCCAGAAGUGAUCGAAUUGAAACAGAACGAAGGUAGCAUCAAGCUCAAUUCAUACGCUCAGCGUGCGGUCGAGGCAGGCGAAAAUCUAAUCAAAUCCCUUGUGCAUGAUGAGUCUGCCGAGCCUGCCAACUCUCUACGUCUGGUCAUGUACUUCGACGAGGCCCACUCACUGAUGCAGCACAGCACUAAAGGAAUAGACACUGGUCGCACUCGCUAUCAUGCUCUAUGCAAGGCUAUUCACCAGCUAGCAGCCCUUCCUCUUUUCGUUGUGAUGUUGUCAACAACUUCGCAGCUUCACAAGUUAUCUCCUGCAAAGAUAUUCCAUCCCUCAAUGCGAGUGCAGGGUGGAAAGCAGGAUGAUCUCCAAGCACCGAUCACUGAAAUGCCCUUUGAUCUCCUCUGUGACAACCAGACUUUGGUUCCUCCGGGAGGAGUAACGCUGACGGAUGCAUGCUCGUUGGGAUUUAUCUGUCGGUUCGGUCGACCACUCUGGAGAGCAUUCUUCAUGUCUGAAGAUCCUGAUGUCCAACGUAUGCUGGUGGACACAGCGUACUCGAAACUCACCGGAUUCCAACUUAAUCAGGCGCUCGAUGAGACUACUGUCCACCGCAGUCGCGCUCAUCUUGCAGCUUUGAGCACUCGAUUGCUUCUGGAGUUCGAGCCUAUUCGCGAGCUGGCCCGUAAAGCGGAGGUCGAAUUAGUCGAAAGCAACCUUCGGAUUGCCUAUAGCGUUCCGAAGCAUCGUGAAUAUCUCCGAUCGGGCUACCCGUCAGAGCCGAUCCUCGCCGAGGCUGCUGCGCGCUUCUUGAUUCGGAGCAGAUCUUCGGUUCCCGCUAACCUGGCAUAUUUCAUCGAGAGCGGAUUGAUCAACAAAGGCGAGAGAGGCGAGCUUGUUAUGCGCUUGCUGCUGCUCGAAGCUUUCGACAAGGCAACAAGGAAGCAGUGUGGAAACCCCGAGGACCCGAAGCGCAUAACGUUCGACCAUCCCAUCCCAGUCAUCGACUUCCUACAAGCGCUCUUCGGUGAGGACAACAUGGAAACAGUCUUGGACAAGGACCCACACAACUGUGCGAACUGGAGAACGUUCAGAAAGGCGUUUGGGAAAGCGUAUGUUCACUUCACGCAUUUCGGAAAGUCGGAAAACGAGUCCGUCUCCAACCAAUUUGGCGCCUGGGCGGCCAUCAUGCGUGGAAUGGCUAUGCAGUGCUCCACAAAUCAGAGGAACAUCGAUUGCAUCAUACCAAUAGUUUUCGACCUCAAAAAGAAGAUCACGCCAGAUAGAAUGAGCGCAAUCCUCAUCCAGGUCAAGAACAAAGAAGAGUUUGAGGUGCUGGCGAUAGACGAAAAGAAGCUAGAUGGUGUAAAUGACUUCUUUCGGAAAGAUAAAGGGAGGACAUUGCCAGACAAUCGCCCUUACAUCACGAUUGCGAUGCACCUCGGCAUCCAGGAUGCCGCAUACAAGACGUCACUGCCUAAAGGAAAGCUCCAUGAAUUGGAGGCCUCUUUUCAAUGUGUGGCGCCGACAUCCCAUGUCAGUACUCGCUCGACGACGGAGGAGCGAAUGGAAACUCUGUAUGAUCCCGACGAUGACUUGGUCCCCCCCGAAGGACCGCAAGAAAAGAAAAAAGAUAUCCCCCAUCCGCGAUACGAGAUUGUGGCCAAGAAAUGCUACCCCAAAACAUUUGCAGCUAUGCUCGACCAUAGGAGCAAUGUGCAGGAAGCGACGAGCAUUUAUGCGUACUUGUUGGGUGGCACAGGUGUCUACGACGAGCAUCCGAGACAGGAGGAAGAAAAUCUCGCGGCUCUGCGCAACUUGAAACCGGGAUGGAGCGUUGGAGAUGACUACUACGACUGGACCGGUAACAAGUUCCUAUGCGGGGAAACGCCCGGACGCAGACGAAUGAAGUCAAAUGACUCGCAGGAUGCAGUCCCAAUGCUCAUAGACGGAGGCGGAUCACCUGAAGACAUCGUGAUGGGUAGUCAAAAUUCCGAUUGAAUGAGCGCACCGAGCUCAGUGACUGAGAACUUGUAGGCCGCCUUGGAGAAGACACACCGGUGUGCCGUGUUUGAGCUCCCCUCUAUCGAAUCAUGCCAAUUGUUAAUGUAUGCAUCUAUGUAAUGCUUGACGGAACAUUCUAUAUCCAAAUAAUUAGUGCUGCAGCGCGGCAAGAAUGUACAUACCAUUGCUCUCUUGGACAUCUAAUGAAACGCAC
This is a messenger RNA of Laetiporus sulphureus 93-53, 3394 nucleotides long. RefSeq lists its product as uncharacterized. Lineage: Eukaryota; Fungi; Basidiomycota; Agaricomycetes; Polyporales; Laetiporaceae. The transcript is spliced from 6 exons. Bases 262 to 3177 code for a protein of 971 amino acids. The record is from RefSeq and is a predicted model, not a curated record.